Sorex fumeus (smoky shrew) is the source of this 2157-nucleotide messenger RNA. It is a transcript of the gene LPAR1, whose product is annotated as lysophosphatidic acid receptor 1. The record is from RefSeq and is a predicted model, not a curated record. Gene Ontology annotation, cellular component: membrane. The coding region runs from base 229 to 1323 and encodes 364 amino acids. The transcript is spliced from 4 exons. Lineage: Eukaryota; Metazoa; Chordata; Mammalia; Eulipotyphla; Soricidae. Gene Ontology annotation, molecular function: lysophosphatidic acid receptor activity. Gene Ontology annotation, biological process: neurogenesis; phospholipase C-activating G protein-coupled receptor signaling pathway.
ACCCCGGGAGGGAAGUUGGGAGUCUGGCUCUCCUGUCCCCCCCAGCCAGGUCAGUGCGCCGCGGGGUCCCCUGCAUGCGCAGUGCCCACUGCCAGAACCCGCCCAGGUGACACGUACACAGUUUCUCCUAGUAUGACUUCCAUCUGAUUAGCAGCCACAAGAAUUUGACUUCUGUGUCUGGAACCGGAGUGCUGGGGCCUGGUCACUGCCCGCAACUAGAGAGCUGCAAUGGCCACUGCAUCUACUUCCACCCCUGUGAUUUCACAACCCCAGUUCACAGCCAUGAAUGAACCACAGUGCUACUACAAUGAAUCCAUUGCCUUCUUUUAUAACCGAAGUGGAAAGUAUCUUGCCACAGAGUGGAACACAGUCAGCAAGCUAGUGAUGGGACUCGGAAUCACCGUCUGCAUCUUCAUCAUGUUGGCCAACCUCCUGGUCAUGGUGGCAAUAUACGUCAACCGCCGCUUCCAUUUUCCUAUUUAUUACUUAAUGGCUAAUCUGGCGGCUGCAGACUUUUUUGCUGGGUUGGCCUACUUCUACCUAAUGUUCAACACAGGACCCAAUACUCGGAGACUGACCGUCAGCACGUGGCUCCUCCGUCAGGGCCUCAUUGAUACCAGCCUGACAGCAUCUGUGGCCAACCUAUUAGCUAUUGCAAUUGAGAGGCACAUUACAGUCUUCCGCAUGCAACUCCACACACGCAUGAGCAAUCGGCGGGUGGUGGUGGUGAUUGUGGUCAUUUGGACGAUGGCCAUUGUGAUGGGAGCUAUUCCCAGUGUUGGCUGGAACUGCAUCUGCGAUAUUGACAACUGUUCCAACAUGGCACCCCUUUACAGUGACUCUUACUUAGUGUUCUGGGCCAUUUUCAACUUGGUGACCUUUGUGGUAAUGGUGGUUCUCUACGCUCAUAUCUUUGGCUAUGUUCGUCAGAGGACUAUGAGAAUGUCUCGGCAUAGCUCUGGCCCCCGGCGGAAUCGGGAUACCAUGAUGAGUCUUCUGAAGACUGUGGUCAUUGUACUUGGCGCCUUUAUCAUCUGCUGGACUCCUGGAUUGGUCUUGUUACUUCUUGAUGUGUGCUGUCAGCAAUGUGAUGUUCUGGCUUAUGAAAAGUUCUUCCUUCUGCUUGCUGAGUUCAACUCUGCCAUGAACCCCAUCAUCUACUCCUACCGCGACAAGGAGAUGAGCGCCACCUUCAGGCAGAUCCUCUGUUGCCAGCGCAAUGAGAACGCCAGUGGCCCCACAGAAGGCUCUGACCGCUCAGCUUCCUCCCUCAACCACACUAUCUUGGCUGGAGUCCACAGCAAUGACCACUCUGUGGUGUAGAAGGAAACUAAGAGAAGAAGCCGGACAUCAUGGAUUGACAUUUGAAUAGUCUUCCCCGACCUGAAUGCCAGGGCAAGGUUGGGUGUGAGAAAGAGAGGAAAGAUAAACUCAUGUACUUAAAACACUAACCAAUGGCAGUAUUUGUUCCUAGACCCCCACAAGACUUGAUAUGUAUUGGACGCUAGUUUGUGUGAGAACCCUCAUCCUGAUCCUUUUGGAAGUAGCAAGUGGAGAUUUUGCAAUGGAAUUUACACAUAGACUCUGCAGUGCACAUUUAGAUGACACUAACUAGACUUCAAAAGAUUCCUUUGUGGUUUGGUACAGUCAGAAUGAAUUCUGACCAGUUGAAUCUCUUACUUCAUUUACAGACAUGCUUCCCUUGUUUUUAAUGGUUAUGUUUCAUUUAAUAAACUUGUUUAUACCGAUCAGCAUGCUUGUGAUGAUAACAAUAUAAACUUUUUCUAAAAUGUCAUAACUCUAUUUUCCCUUACAUCAGAAAACUGUAAAUUAAAAAAAAUCCUUUUAGAAAGCAUGCAUGUAUUGUAUGAAUGCAAUAUGCCUUAAAAAAGAUAAUAGAGUAUUAAUUUUAAAUCUUCUAGGAAAUCGAAGAACCUAGAUGUUAAGACCAGUGUUCAUUUAGGUUAUGAAUCAGACAUUAGUCUAAUCACAUUAUUACCAUUUUUUGUUAAAGCAUUGUGGCAAAUAUAAAAUAGGAAAUGAAUGUAAAAUAUUACCAAAAGAAUAUGUACUCUAAAAGUCUAUAAAAGGUAAUGCAUAGUAAUAUUGCUCCCAUAUAUUUAUCAUACUUAAUGAACUUUUUAAUCACAUCAGAGA